AACAGACAGUAAUUUAACAGCUAUUAAUCAGAAGGAGAAACGAUCUCAAACAUGAGGUUACAGCCAGCAUCUCUGAUGGAUGUAAGAGGUUUUAUUUGCUGACAAAUUAGGCCACACACACAAGAAAGAUUCUUUUUCCCUUUGAAUGUCAGGGUGGAGAGUUUCCCAGUGUAGCCCAGCAAAGACAAAGGUUAUUGGAGGCAAACAGUUCAGGAAACACUGAGGCUGUUACACACUGGACCUGAUCCAGGCUGUUCAUGAAUCAAAAGGAAGUGAACAGACACGCUCGUUUUAAUCCUCAUUUCCUGAAUAUUCCUUCAGGAAAGACAAAAUAAUGCUCAUGUUGUAAAAUGACCAACACUUUCUUGACAGCGCAACCAAAUGCAGGACACAGAGACAAAGUCAAAUUAAAAGGCGAGACAUUUAUUGGCUUUAAAAAAAAAAAAAAAAAAGGGUGAAAAUCUACACGUUCACAAAACAGGGUGAAUUCAAUUAAUCACCUGAUAAGGAUUUUCAGAUACUGCUAAAUAAUACACCUACUUUAUUUCCAUAAAACCCUCCCUGUCAUAUUUUUAAAAGCAUAUUUUCUGUUUAUUUAAAUAAAGAGUUUUAAAGGCACUUUUCAUUAAGAAGUCAGAAACUAUUUUCAGUCAGCAUUAAGGACCCCAACACAGAUCACCACUUUACAGACUUUUUAUUACAGUGUAUCCAACAACAACAACAAAAUAAACAGCUUUGUGAUUCAGGAAUCAGGAAUUCAGGAAUCCAAGGUACCUGGGCGAGGCACUAAAGCUGCCGUUCUUCGGUGGGCGGUGCUGCCCUCGAGGGAGUAAACGCUACUCUGCCUACGUAACGUUCUCCUUAUUUAGCGCUGCUGUGGAGGACAGACACUUUACCGCCUCAUUCACAGGAUGAAGACUCUGGGCUUUUUGUGCAUUCUUCUAUUUUUAUGCAGAGAGGUUUUCGGAAAGUUGAUCCAAGCUCCUUUAGGAGAUGGAGUUGAGUUUCUGCUGUCAGAGGAGUGCCUGAAGGGACGGGGGAGACUAAAUCUGCGUAGGAAUGAUGCCAGCACGGAGCUGAUCGCCUCCCUGGAAAACGUCUGGAAACCCGGACCACAACAUCCACACCGCGUGAAUCAAAGAGGGCUCUCUCUCAUCCUGGAAAACGCAGAUCUGAACGACGAAGGGCUGUACGAGUUUACGUGCAACGGCAAAGACUUGGAAGCGAUCAAGCUGGAAGUAUUUGUCCCCUCUGAAGUUGCUGUAACCGAGGGCGAGGAUGCCACACUCCCGUGCCGCUCUGUCACCGCGGGCCAGUCGGUGAAAUCUGCGCGCUGGAGGAGAAAUGGAAACGCGGUGCUUCAGCUGGAUGGAACAGGAGGAAUCACAUACGGGGAAGACGUUGACACAAGCCGGGUGUCGAUACCAUCAGAGUGGGACCGACAAGCAGACCUGUCCCUCACCAUAAAGAGAGUCCAGCAACAAGAUGAAGGAGUUUAUUACUGUGACAUAGACAAGGCAGAGAGACACCGCUCUGCUGUCCGCCUGCGAGUCCACCCUCAAGUCCCCACAGCAGCCGGUAGCACACCUCUGCCUACAACCACACCGACGCCAUCAGAGUCCUCUGAUAGGACAUGGAUCACAGUGAUCACAGUCCUUGUAACAGCAGCUGUAACAUCUGGUAUCGUUGUUCCUCUGACUUUCCUUUUGGGCAGGAAACAGAGGAGAGAAACAAGAGAUGAAGAGACCGGAGCCCAACUAAACGGGCAGGACCCUGCUGACGUAGUAGGCGAGGCCCAGGGAGAUUACCAGCAGCAGCAGGACCCUCCAGAAGUCCAGGUCCUCCACAAACUCCUGCCAGGUGGUCCUGAUGCUGGACAGAACGCCCUCAGUGCUCUGCAGGGUCGGGUUCACCGGAUCCAUCACCCGGCUGCCUGUCAGCUGCUGGUGAAGCCGUAUUUCCAGGAUCACUACAGAGAUCAAUCUCAUCUUUACCUCCACAUCCCGGAGAUUCUCGCCCGAGCCUGUACUGCCAGUGUGACAAGAGAGCUCUCCAACUCUCCUCAUGUUUAUUACCGCUUCUUACCGAUUGUUUGCCGGGUGUCUGGGAAACUGAUCCAGACCGCUGCAGGAGACGAUGUUAGGUUUGCCCUGACAGAGGAGUGCAAGACGGGAAAAGUCUCACUACAUCAUCAGCUGAUGGAUGGCACCGAUCAGCUGGUCGCCUCUUUUGACGGUGUCUGGAAGCCGGGACCGGGUUACAUUAACCGGGUGGAUAACAGCUCCGACUCUCUGAUAUUAAAGAGAGCAGAUUUCAACGAUCACGGCUAUUACGCGUUUACCUGCAACUACAAACAGAGGGGGGAGCUGGAAGAGUUGCACGUUUUUCUGCCCUAUAAAGUUGUCGCACCCCGGGGUGAUAAUGUCACGCUGCCGUGUCGCUCCGUUACAGUCGGUCAGGCUGUGAAAUCGGUGCGCUGGAGGAGAGACGGAGAGCUGGUGCUGGAGCUGAAUCCUCCGUCUAAGCAAAUCACCUACGGAGACGGCUAUGAUGAAAGCCGAGUGUCCAUACCAUCAGACUGGUACCAGCGAGGAGACCUGUCCCUCACCGUGAAGCGAGCUCAGCUCGCGGACGAGGGAGUGUAUUACUGUGAUGUGGAGAAGACAGAGAGACACCGCUCUGCUGUCCACCUGCACGUCUCCACACCAUCACCACCACCACCGGGCAGCACCUCACAGCCUGCAACCACACCGACGCCAUCAGAGUGCUCUGACUGGUCGUGGAGAACAUUCUUUAUAACAGCAGCUGUAUUUGUGAUCGUUGGCCUGCUUGUUUGGCUCUGCUGGUUUCUGAGGAACAGGAAAUUCAAAGUGUGCACUCGAGGAUUUCGUGGAAGAUCCUCAGAGCAAACUUGA
Messenger RNA from Oreochromis niloticus (Nile tilapia), 2915 nucleotides. RefSeq lists its product as uncharacterized. Lineage: Eukaryota; Metazoa; Chordata; Actinopteri; Cichliformes; Cichlidae. Bases 912 to 2915 code for a protein of 667 amino acids. The transcript has 6 exons. The record is from RefSeq and is a predicted model, not a curated record.